GAAGAGGGACAUACGGCCUUGCACCACGCCGCGGCACUGGGACAUUGGCGGGUGGUGGAGGAGCUUUGGCCCAGGGGUGCCAGCAUUGACGCCGCGGACAGCUGCGGCAGGACGCCGCUGCAUUUCGCCGCCAUGGCUGGCCACGUGGAGACGGCGGGUCGACUGAUUAUUGCGGGGGCAGGGGUGCACCGUCUGGACUGCGGCGGCUACACACCCGCGCAUCAUGCCGCCAUGCGGGGCCACGCCGAGGUCGGCGGUAGCGGCAGCGGGGGUCACACGGCGCUGCAUUUGGCUGCCACUGGCGGCCAUUGCGCCGCCAUUGCGGUUCUGCUGCAGCACGGCGGCGGCCUGGAGCGACGCGACUGGCGCGGCUGUACGGCACUGCACCGGGCGGCGGAGGGUGGUCACCGGGGUGCCUUCGAGCUGUUGCUGAUGGUACGCGGCAUUGACGUCAAUGCCCGCGAUGCGGAGGGCUUCACGCCUCUCCACGCCGCUGCGACACGUGGGUCGGCCGCCAUCACGGCGCGUCUGCUCCGCGCCGGCGCCGACCCCAACAUCGCCUCCGCCGAGGGGCUGCUGCCGCUCCACGCCGCCGCAGCCGGCGGCCACUUGGACGUGGUUGAGCUGUUGCUCGACGCCGGCAGCUUGGUGUCGUACAAGAGCAGCGGCGGUGCGACGCCGCUGCACCAGGCCGCGAGCAACGGCCAUGCGGUGGUGUGUGAGGUACUUAUUGAAGCGGGCUGUCCGGUCAUGGGCAGGUAA
Volvox carteri f. nagariensis is the source of this 762-nucleotide messenger RNA. RefSeq names its product ankyrin-repeat protein (gene ank4). NCBI's taxonomy places the organism in Eukaryota, Viridiplantae, Chlorophyta, Chlorophyceae, Chlamydomonadales, Volvocaceae. The transcript has 4 exons. The annotation marks the transcript as partial. The record is from RefSeq and is a predicted model, not a curated record. Gene Ontology annotation, molecular function: protein binding.